GCGGUUCGCCACCUGCGGCCACACUGGCCAACCCACCACUUCGCUUAGUUGUGUUUUCGUCUUGCCUUUUCCACUAGUCUCUCUCGCGAAGUAGUUGGAAAAAUCACCUUUUGCAAAGUUUUUCGCUGGGACCAAAAAGCUACAUUUUUCAAAAACCGAAAGGAAAUUACGCUGAUCGUCCGUGUGUGCGUGCGUGUGUAUGUGAGAGAGUGUGUGCCAUCGAUCCUGCAAGUGUGUGUUUGUACGCGAGUGUGGGGCCGCAAAUUAAAAGCAAUACCACACUGAAAACCGAGAUAAUCGCACACGGAAAAGAACGGUUUAAUUCAAUUACAAGUGAAAUUAGAGUGUGUGCCCGAUAAUUGUCAACUGGCCAGGUGGACGGAAAAGACGGUGGUGGUGUUACGUGAAAAUUUCGGAGAUCGUCGAGGGCCAGAGAAUCACAUUUAGUGGCUGGCCAAAGGGGAAAGAAAUUGAUUUUCCAUUUUCCACAAUUGCAAUUGGAAGCAAAAGCAAAGCAGAAGAGCGAAGAAAAUAAAAGGGGAGAGCAAGCGUGCGUGCACGAGCGAAAGAGAGUGUGGAGCGCGAGGGGGUGUACGACUGUGAGAGAGAGAGAGGGAGAGUGGGAGAGAGCAGCACUUCCAGGCGUCGCAUCCUCCUCCUUUUUCGCAUGCAAUGAAUAUUGUCGGGGAAUAUGAAUACAGCUCCAAGGAUAUGCUGGGCCAUGGCGCCUUUGCCGUCGUCUACAAAGGACGUCAUCGCAAGAAACACAUGCCGGUGGCCAUCAAGUGCAUCACGAAGAAGGGACAACUGAAGACGCAGAAUCUGCUCGGCAAGGAGAUCAAGAUCCUGAAGGAGCUCACCGAGCUGCACCAUGAGAAUGUGGUGGCUCUGCUGGACUGCAAGGAGUCCCAGGAUUGCGUCAGCCUGGUCAUGGAGUAUUGCAAUGGCGGCGACUUGGCGGAUUAUCUGAGUGUCAAGGGGACGCUCAGCGAGGAUACCGUUAGACUCUUCCUCGUGCAACUAGCUGGUGCUAUGAAAGCACUUUAUACCAAAGGAAUUGUGCAUCGUGAUCUCAAGCCACAAAACAUUUUGCUAUCGCACAAUUAUGGCAAAACAUUGCCAGCUCCAUCGAAAAUAACCCUGAAAAUUGCGGAUUUUGGGUUUGCGCGAUUCCUGAACGAGGGCGCCAUGGCAGCCACUCUGUGCGGCUCUCCCAUGUAUAUGGCGCCCGAGGUGAUCAUGUCGCUGCAGUACGACUCCAAGGCGGAUCUCUGGUCGCUGGGAACGAUUGUCUACCAGUGUUUGACUGGCAAGGCGCCAUUCUAUGCACAAACGCCCAACGAACUGAAGUCCUACUACGAGCAGAAUGCUAACCUGGCACCAAAAAUUCCAAGUGGCGUGUCACCGGAUCUGAGGGAUCUGCUGCUGUGCCUGCUGCGCCGCAACUCCAAGGAUCGCAUCUCGUACGAGAGCUUCUUUGUUCACCGCUUCCUUCAGGGCAAGAAGGCGGCCGUGUCGCCAGUUGACAUGCCACCGCUUGGCGGAACACCACCUGCCAAGGCCAAGAGCCCCUUGCAGCAGCAGCUGGAGCAGGAACUGAAGCUGGUCAAGCUGGCCGAGCAACAGCAGAAGGAGCGCGAGGAGCAGGAGGCCCAGGAGGACGAGAACACGGUGUCCGUGGUGGCCAAUCCGGCCAUUUGUGCCACCAUCACCAACGUAGGUGUCCUGUGCGACAGUGAGAACAACAGCGGUUCUUGCAGCUCCCACGAGGACUCCGAUGACUUUGUGCUGGUGCCAAAGAACCUUCCGGAGGACCAGCGACAGGGUCUGGCCCAAGUCCAAGCCCAGCCCGCUUCCGGUGGCCAACGUCCACAGCAGCAACAAAAUCAAUCCAGUCCGCCACGUCCCAGCAGUCUGCCCAUCUCUGAACCCAAACCAGUACCGGCUCCCGCUCGGCGGCAGGUGGCCAGGCCCGGGCCGUUAACGGUAGCCACACUGGGUGGCCAGCAGAUACCCCGAUCGCAGCCAAUUAGCGUAAAGCAACCGCGACCGGAUCAGCGCAAGAGCAGUGUGAGCAGUGACAUUAACUCGAUCUCACCGCCGGCGGUGCAGUUUGCCAUUGGAACGCCGCCUACACGUAUGCGUUCUGCCUCUGGUGGAUCGCUGUCGGAGACACCGCCGCCGCAUGCACCGAGCACCUGGCAGGUGUCGCCAGGACACUCGCAAUCGCCGUUGCGUCGAAGCGGCAAUAGCUCGCCAGUUCUGCCAUCCGCUGCGCUUACCAAAUUGCCCACUUUGGGCAGUCCAACAAUGCUGGUGGCGCCGGGAUCAUUGGGCUCGAUUGGUUCGGCGGGCAGUGGAUCGGAGAACAACAAUCAGCAUCACAUGCUGGGACCGCGAGCUUUUACGCUGCCCGAACUGGGGGCCACUGGUGGCCUACAUAGUCUGCUGGACACAGGAGCCGGCGGCGGUGGGGAACCACAUGCAUUCCAGGCCCCAGAACUGUCCGAAGAGACGCUGAUGGAUCGCGAGCACAACGAGACAUUGUCCAAGCUGAACUUUGUGCUGGCGCUCACCGAUUGUAUCCAGGAAGUUGCCGAUUCGCGAUGCGCACCGCUCUCCACGUUCAUGGUGGCCGGCAGUCAGUCGGCGGCGCAAGCGGCGUCAGCGGAUGCACAGCAGAUACCGCCGCACGCACCUGAGCACUGCAAACGGGCCGAGCGCCUGGUGCUGCUCGUCCGGGGACUGCAGCUCCUAUCGUCCGGGAUGAAUCUGGCUUCCCAGCAGCUAAGCAAUGGCCAGCUAAAGCCGUCGUCCAAUGUGAAGAAUGCUUUGCUCACCAUGAACGCCAAAUACCGGAGCAUGCUGUUCGAAUCGAAACGCCUCAAUGGCAGCGGACUAUUGCAGAAGGCGAAUGCAUUUAACAUAACGGCGGACAAGAUUCUCUAUGACUACGCACUGGAUAUGUGCCAGGCCGCUGCUCUGGAUGAGCUACUGAAGAACACGAAGAAUUGCUUCGAACGUUACAACACGGCACACAUUCUGCUUCAUUCGUUGGUGCAAAAGUGCAAUCAUCCGCAGGACAAAAUGAUGCUGAACAAAUAUCGCGAUGCCGUUGAGAAGCGUUUGAGCAUAUUGCAGCAGCAUGGCUAUAUAUACAUGACCGAUGAGAAUGCUUAGUUACUCGGGCGGAUAGAGCUAUAUUCCAACCAUGAAGCACCGGCAAUCUUCACAACAUCAACAACAUUUCCUUAAGUUAUUCACCGUUUUCGUUGGGAGUGCAAACAUGUGAUUGAAACAAAAACUACACUAUCCAUACAUAGACAUACCUACAAAUAAUUUAACAACCAUUCACACCUAAUUUCUGGCCUUCAAAGUUUCCCAACAAAAAAAAAAAGAAAAAAACAGUCCAAUGUAAAUAGUUUGAGCUAUGCAGAUGUAUGUAGUUUUUGUUUUUCUAUAUAAUUUUGGCCCUUGCGGCAACCAUAAUUGUUAAAGCUUAUAACGAGUGCAGAUGCAACAUGAAUAAGGGCAGACAAGAGUCCAUAUAGUCGUAAGAUAACCAUAAUAUUAUAUAUAUGUUUACAUAUAUGUACAACACGAAAGCUAACCAAGCAAACCACAUUACAUAACGUAAAGGGCAAUAUGCAAGCCAAACUCAGUUUAAAUCUAUGUUUAAAGGAGGAAGCGGGAGAACCCAGAUCCAUAUAUCAUGUGCUAGAAUUUCUCCGUAGUUUUAAUGCCUAUUUUCUUAUUUAACAAUCUAAUAUUCCCCUAUUAUUAUAUUAUAAACAUACCAUACAAUAUUGAUGGCUGCACUACACAAACAUGUUUACAAUGUGCUAUGUUCAUAGUUUUUAGUUAGGUCUUUUCUAAAACAACUUUAAAGAUGUAUUUAAUUUUAUGACAAGAAAUUUAUAUUUUAAAGAAACUUUUUAAGUUUUUCUACAAGCAAAGCCCACAAAACUUUCGAAAAAAUCUAUAUAUGUAUAUGGUAUACAAAAGAGAGAAACACAUAAAAGAGUGUAUAAAAUGAAAAAGAAACAAAAUACCGAUUUGAACUAAUAAAAAGUACUAAGGAAAAUCGU
This is a messenger RNA of Drosophila melanogaster (fruit fly), 4088 nucleotides long. RefSeq names its product Autophagy-related 1 (gene Atg1). Gene Ontology annotation, cellular component: neuron projection. The record is from RefSeq and is marked reviewed. Gene Ontology annotation, molecular function: protein kinase activity; kinase activity; nucleotide binding. The coding region runs from base 673 to 3180 and encodes 835 amino acids. Gene Ontology annotation, biological process: regulation of autophagy; autophagy. NCBI's taxonomy places the organism in Eukaryota, Metazoa, Arthropoda, Insecta, Diptera, Drosophilidae. The transcript is spliced from 12 exons.